CGUGUAACUAGGCCUCAGCGAAGGGGACGGUGGUCGUGGCGCAGGUGCCGCGAGGGUCGGCAGUCACCAUGCUGAGGGCCGCGUGGAGGGCACUGAGCUCAUUUGGAUUCCGGGCAGCGACCCAGGCCCCGGUCUUUGGUCUGCCGGGCAGAGGGAGUGCCAGGCUUCCUUCGGACCAGUGGGCCCUGCAGCCUCAAAGUCUGCUGCAGGCUGCUCGUGGAUGCGCCACCCAGAAGCCAGUCCAGCCCAGCCAGGACAAUGACCUACCUCCUUCCACACUCCUCAAAGACUACCAGGACGUCCCUGGCAUCGAGAAGGUUGACGAUGUUGUGAAGAGACUCUUAUCUGUGGAAAUGGCCAGCCGGAAAGAAAUGCUAAAAAUCAAGCAGGAACAGUUGAUGAACAAGGUCAUGGCAAACCCUGAGGACACCAGAUCGCUGGAUACUCGAAUUGUUGCCUUGAGCGUCAAGAUCCACAGUUACCAAGAACAUAUGCAGAAACAUCGAAAGGACAAAGCCCACAAACGCUAUCUCCUGAUGAGCAUUGAUCAGAGGAAUAAGAUGCUCAAAAAUCUCCGGAAGACCAACUACAGUGUAUUUGAGAAGAUAUGCAAAGAGCUGGGGAUCGAGUAUACCGAAAACAGUGUGUCAACAGCUGAGUGA
Molecule: messenger RNA, 662 nt
Organism: Octodon degus (degu)
Lineage: Eukaryota; Metazoa; Chordata; Mammalia; Rodentia; Octodontidae
Gene: Mrps15
Product: mitochondrial ribosomal protein S15
Exons: 8
Coding region: 69-662 (197 amino acids)
Biological process (GO): translation
Cellular component (GO): ribosome
Molecular function (GO): structural constituent of ribosome
Source: RefSeq, a predicted model, not a curated record